CGGUGACAGUUAAACGGAAGGUCUGCCGACUCUAAACCUGAGGCUGAGAUACCAGAAGAAGCUAGCUCCGGAUCAUUCCUGUUCCAUUCCGGCUUCACUUCCUCCACUCGCGACCCCCCUACCGAACCUCCUGUUCCAAUGAUGCACUGGCAGUAAACAGUUAUAUCAUAUCUCAAACCUUUUUAUAUGCAGGCUUAGCCUCUUUAUCCAACUGUGGCAGGCUCUAUCUUCGUCCAAGACGAACGUUUCUUUGAAACUACUCCAUGGAAACAUUGCACAAUCAAUCCCACCAAAGGACAUCGCCAGCGUUUCCUUGCUCCAAGAACCAGCCAUAACCAUCUUCUUAUUUGAUACGCCUGAGUGAGAACAACCAUGUUCAGUGGACCUACACAAUAUCUCGAAGUCUAUCUGCCAUCACCCACUACUGUGUUGUUCACGGUCACAACUCGUCGGCCACGACAUAACCCAGCACCUGCGCUAUCACCCUCGACACCAGUCUCCAAACAGCACUUCAAUUACAAAUACACAGAGAGACUAAAAAAUGUUUAUCACCUGCUUUGGUCAACCGUCCUACGCCACACCAUCCGCAUAAUGCUGGUCUUCUACGUCCUCCUUUUCAAUGUGGCCAAGGCCCAACAAUACCACCAUCGACGAGGCACGCCAACCACGGCCACCGGGACAUUCCUUGCAUUUCUGGAUAAUUACUCAGACACCGCGCUCCAACUGAGUGUCGGGGGUAGCCUGGUGAAGUCUAUCGCCGAGCGCACGGAAUGGUGGAUUUUGGCGCCGUUGAGCUUGGCCGUGGUGUAUAUGUGUCUGAAGAGGGAUUAUGUCGAAGAAUCCCUUCUCGUCCUCCAAGGCUUGGGGAUCCAAACGUCCACCAGCUCCCGAUACUUCUUCAUGGGUCCGACCACGACCUUCAUUCCGACCACGCAGAUCCAAGACAUUGUCAUCCACGAGGCGUUCAAAGGGCUCCAAGUCAGGUUCUACCUAGCAGUGAUUGUCGAAGGGGCUACGGAGGUGGUGGUUGUUUUCCCAACACUCCUCCCACGGCGCGACAUCCUCGAAGAAGUCUGGAGGGGUGCACGGAAAUGCUUGUACACGGGGAUCCGUUGAACAUAACACAAGCACCUUGUUGCACAAUGACCAGCCCAUACCGAUUUACCCCAGAGACAGCAACUGCUGGCUCUACUCGUCCUGUUCGGUGGGAAUCCCGGCUGUGGCAUCGGCUGCUCCGUUCGUCCGUUCCUGUGCUUCUACUGCCUCCCGAGCCUUAGCAUCGCGCCUCAUCUUCCGCCCAUUCAGCCACCUAGCAUUCUGCACAUGUAAGGCGUCCAUCCUGGGCUUUUUCAUCACCGGCACAUAGCGACCCGCAAGCCUAGCAACGCUGCCGCCAUCAAAGACCUUCUGACUGCCACGGCCGCCGCCACGCUCACGGGUCAACGCACAACCGUCACCCUGGGCGAUGACGAGAUCAAGCAGGCUACCAGCCAGGACUUCUUGCAUCUUGGCUUCUCUCCACUGUCCCCACAAGUCCUCGGCGAUGCCAUUAGGCCCGAAUUUGCCAUCGCCCUUACCCCCGAGUGCAGCGAGGCCGGCUUCAUCGCCCACAUAAAUCCAAUUGAGCGAGUCGGUCAUCAUAUCGUUUUCCCCGUUCCCAUCGGUAUUGUCCGGGAAGAUACAGUCCCACAACACCAACGGGGCGUCGUCGGCCAUCUCGUACAUCGGUCUUGUGGGAGUCUUCUCGACAUCGAGUAAGUCGUCAACGAUACUCGGUUGCUCCAGUCCCUGGCCUACAAGGAACAAUAUUGCAACCAUGCAUCGGACUUGGUGCCAUAAAAACGCAGAUCCAUGGACACAGAAAGCAUAGACUUUAGGUCCACUUGCACCUCCAACCCCAGCCACAGUGGGCGACGGGGAUGACGAAUAUGCGUCCCCUUUUCCAAGCAAAGCGGCAACAUUCAGACCGUUGGAAUUAGACGCACUGUCCAGUCCCGAGCUACUGGCGCCAGUCUGAUUCAGCGCCGGGUGCGACGAGAACAUCUUGCCCGUAUCCUCCCACUCGACAAUGUCGGCAUACGUGAUUCUCCGCUCACAGCUAGGCAUCUGUUUGCUCGGGUCGAUCUUGCACAGAUUACGAAAAUCAUGCAAUCCCUCCAACUUCUUUGCGGCCUCGCGCAUCUUCUCGAUGUCCAGCCACCCUUCUCUGAUCUGGCUUUGCUUUUCGUCCCCCUCCGCAACAGCAGAGGUAGAUCUCAGACCCCUCGGGCCGGGAGUAGGACAGAACGCCGGAUUCGUGAAGAAAUACUUGUACCGCCGUUGACGGCAGGAGAAGCGCGCGUCAAAGUUCGGCGGCGGGUCCGGACACCAAGCGAGCACACGGAUAUCCGGCGGUAAGAUGGCAUUGAGGAUGUUUGCGUACGGGAGUUCAUCCUUGAUCGGAUCAAACGGUCUGGCAUAGGACUCGGCUUCCAGAUCUUCCACGUCAAUCGAGGGCAUCGGCAUCAUAAGCGCAUCUUGAUCAUCUAACUCCGACUGGCCGUCCGGCGGGACGGUAUUUGUUGUCGCUGUAGACGUCGAAGAUUUGGACUGUGAUUCUUGUCGUCGUGGUUUUCCCUUUUCGAUAGGCCGAUUACUCCGCACCCGGAUCCCAACGACCUGUCCGAACGCGCUCACGCCUCUAUCCGUUCUCCCACAUUUGCUGUAUUGACACCCGUCCCAAUUGACAUCCAGCCUGAUUUUCCCUUUCGCCUCGUCUUUCCCUCCACUCUUGCCGUCCGUAUACAGCAAAAGCCGCCUGUGUUUCUCCCACACCACAUCUGUGGAUUGGUCCGCCCCCUCGGCCACGGGCGGACUGAUCAGUCGGGCCUUGCAGAGUGCUUUCCACAAUACUUCCUCGAUCGUAGGUAGGGGCGCCACGUUCC
Messenger RNA from Exophiala dermatitidis NIH/UT8656, 2924 nucleotides. RefSeq names its product phosphatidylinositol glycan, class H. Gene Ontology annotation, cellular component: glycosylphosphatidylinositol-N-acetylglucosaminyltransferase (GPI-GnT) complex. NCBI's taxonomy places the organism in Eukaryota, Fungi, Ascomycota, Eurotiomycetes, Chaetothyriales, Herpotrichiellaceae. The record is from RefSeq and is a predicted model, not a curated record. Gene Ontology annotation, biological process: GPI anchor biosynthetic process. Bases 373 to 1116 code for a protein of 247 amino acids. The transcript has 3 exons.